Aspergillus welwitschiae is the source of this 796-nucleotide messenger RNA. RefSeq lists its product as uncharacterized. The record is from RefSeq and is a predicted model, not a curated record. Bases 185 to 715 code for a protein of 176 amino acids. NCBI's taxonomy places the organism in Eukaryota, Fungi, Ascomycota, Eurotiomycetes, Eurotiales, Aspergillaceae. The transcript has 3 exons.
ACUCCAUUUGAAAUAUGGUUGCGGCCAGGCUUUCCGGGCACUUCAUUUUUAGCACGGGACGCUUUCGUCAUCGAGUUCUUCAUAAAACGAAGGCGAUUUCCCCUUCUAUUGCUUGUUCCACACUACCGAACCCCUCAUUUCACGUUGAAACUCUCCGUCUCGCCAAACUAUCCGUCAGACAAAAAUGCAGAAUGACGAUGGAUAUCUCGUUAUUUCUGGUGAAGAACCACCUGACGACUUACUCGCUGCGGUUGAAGCUGAGAUAUCGUCCUCAUUCCCGAGGAGAUGUGGACCGAAUGGGCAGCAGCUAAUGAAGUUCGACGCGAAACUCCCUCAUGAAGCAUGGUUCCAAGAGUACCUCGGAUGUUCGUCUUCCGACGCCAAAAAGGUCGGCGACACAAUAGUCAGGUCGUUCAACAACAAUCGAAUUGGACGAUUUGUUCCCGGGCCUCCUGGUACUGUGCUUAUUUACAGAGCGGCAAGUCGGCAGGGCCUUAGUCCUGAAACUGGAUUUUUUAGGAUUGUGCCCAAGUCGCAUCGAAUGACAGCUGCCGAGAUAAAACGGGCCAACUCCAUAUCGGUCAUCCUUAGCGCCAAAGAUACCUUGUACAUGCCGGCGAAUACAACUAUCGAAUAUAUCACAUCCGGGAAGAGUGUGGCCCUUUGUGAGGCUUUAUCUGCCUCACUCAACAAUGACACUAGAAUGGAGAUGUGAUGGGGUGAGAUUUCAUGUUGCCCUUUGAUGCAAAUAUGUAUUGAUAAGAUAGUCAAUAACUAUAGAAGAAGUUCGGAUCUG